This is a messenger RNA of Lycium ferocissimum, 2276 nucleotides long. Its product is annotated as protein fluG-like. Lineage: Eukaryota; Viridiplantae; Streptophyta; Magnoliopsida; Solanales; Solanaceae. Gene Ontology annotation, molecular function: glutamine synthetase activity; hydrolase activity. The transcript is spliced from 15 exons. Bases 194 to 2131 code for a protein of 645 amino acids. The record is from RefSeq and is a predicted model, not a curated record.
CUGAGGUUUUUCCUGAUCGUUAAAUACAGAAGCUGAUAAAGUUAUUGCCUUUAAAAGUAUAGUUGCAUACCGCACUGGCCUUGCAAUUAAUACAGAAGUCACUGUAAAGGAAGCUGAAGAAGGCCUGCGUGAAGUUUUAUCUGGCGGGAAUGCAGUCCGAAUCUCAAACAAGAGUUUCCUUGAUUAUAUCUUCAUGCAUGCUUUGGUGGUGGCUCAAAGUUAUGACUUGCCAAUGCAGAUAGACACAGGUUUUGAUUUCAGUUUUGGAGAAAAGGAUCUGGAUCUGAGGCUAGCGAAUCCCCUUAAUCUUCGAAAUCUUCUUGAGGAUAAGAGAUUCACUAAGAACCGGUUAGUGCUUUUGCACGUGUCCUACCCGUUCUCAAAGGAAGCUUCAUAUCUGGCUUCUGUGUACCCUCAAGUCUAUCUUGAUUUUGGGUUAGCAAUUCCCAAACUUCGCUAUCAUGGGAUGAUAUCCUCAGUGAAAGAACUCAUGGAUAUUGCCCCAGUGAAUAAGGUUAUGUUCAGCACAGAUGGCUUCGCAUUUGCUGAAAGCUUUUAUCUAGGUGCACAGAUAGCACGUGAAGUGGUAUUCUCUGUUCUGCGUGAUGCAUGUAUUGAUGGUGACCUUUCAAUUCCAGAAGCUCUUGCAGUGGUUAAAGAUAUUUUUGCAGAAACUGCAAAGCAGUUCUACAAACUUGAUGUUUCUUCAAGAUAUUCUGAUGUAGAACCUCAUCAUUUAUCAACUUCCUUCCAAAAGGAACAGAACGACUUCCUGACGGAUGUUACACUUGUCCGCGUUAUGUGGAUAGAUUUCUCUGGACAGCAUAGAUGUCGUGUUAUUCCACAACAGCGGUUCUAUAGUUCUGUGAAAAAACAUGGUUUGGGCUUAACUGUUGAAUGUAUGGGAUUCACUUCAAUAUGUGAUGAUGUCGCAGAUGAUACAUGGCUUCCCCCUUCGGGUGAGGUCAGAACUGUUCCAGAUUUAUCAACCAAACGCAGAGUCCCAUGGGCAAAGCACCAAGAAAUGGUUUUGGCUGACAUGUUAACUGAACCUGGUAGAGCAUGGCAAUAUUGUCCAAGAGAUGUGCUUCGCAGAUACUCUAAAAUUAUAGAAGAUGACUAUGGCUUGGUCAUGACGGUAGGCGUUGAAGUUGAAUUUUACAUUAUGAAGACCAUAUUAAAGGAUGGCAAAGAAGAACUGCGACCAUUGGACAGGACCCCUUACUGCUCUACAGCAGCAAUUGAUGCUGCGUCCUCAGUACUUGACGAGAUUGUUGCUUGUCUGCAGUCCUUGAAUAUGACAGUUGAACAGGUACAUUCAGAAGCUGGGAAAGGUCAGUUUGAAAUUGUCAUGGGAUACACCGAUGCUCUUACACAAGCUAACAACUUAGUUUAUACACAUGAAAUCAUUAAAGGAAUUGCAAGGAAACAUGGGCUGGUGGCAACUUUUAUUCCAAAGUAUUCUCCAGAUGGAAGUUAUAGAGAUGAACUAAGUGCACAUGACGCUGGCAGUGGAUCACAUGUGCACAUCAGUUUGUCCAAGAAUGGAGAAAAUGUUUUUACGGCAUCUGGUGAUUAUAAUCGGUAUGGGAUGUCCAAGUUUGGAGAAUCAUUCAUGGCUGGCGUGUUAGGUCAUGUUCGCUCCAUAUGUGUAUUUACUUGCCCACUUCCUAAUAGUUAUGAGCGCUUUGAAAAUAAGGCAUGGAAUGGACUAUUUCUCUGCUGGGGGCCAGAAACCAAAGAGUUAACAAUGAGAACCUGUAGCCCUCCUGGUACAGAUGGUGUUGUAACCAAUUUUGAAUUGAGAACAUUUGAUGGAUGUGCAAACCCACCCUUGGGUCUUGCUUCUUUAAUAGUUGCAGGGCUAGAUGGCUUGCGGCAUAAUUUAAAAAUUCCAGAUCCAGUAGAGCCAACAGACUAUAAUAUCUUUGAUUACAACGAUGACAAUGAGGAUACAAGAUUGCCUUCAUCUCUUAGUUGCUCUAUAAUACAUAUAUUUUCAGAUGAAUGGUUUUUAGAAACGCUGGGUGAAAACUUUUUGAAAUCCAGAAGAGGAAUUUGCGGGGAUGAGAUCAAAGCCUACUGUGAAUGUGAAGGGGACCCAUUUGGCGAGGUUAUGUACAAGUUUUAGGUUGAUCAUGUGUGUCUGUGAGAUCAGGAUGGUCUAUAAUAUUGUUUAAUUACCACAUUUGAAUAAAUUUUUCAGUCAUUUGUCUUUUGCUUCAUCUAAUUAUGCACUUGUUUUAUUAAAAGACAUGAGUAAUUUUAGCUCCUCA